GAUAUCCUUGGAUGACAAACUUUAUCAAAGAGAUUUGGAAGUUGCCUUAGCCUUAUCCGUCAAAGAAAAAUCUGCGCGUAUCCUUGAGGUGCAAAAUUCAGAAGAACAAGGUAAGAAUAUUGAAUCCGAAGAUGUACACAGGAGACCCCUUUUUUCCAACUGCAGUGUAGACAGUGAUCUUUUAGGUCUCAAUCAGGUUAUGGAUGAUGACCUAUCUAGGGAUGACUGUAGGCGAAGGACAGCAGCAUCUAAAGUUCCAGCACAUCAGAAGGUCCUAACCAUUGACAGUGAUGACGGAGACCAUGCUACUGACUCUGAGCCAGAGUCUGUACCCAGUGAGGAGUCAGAAGAAGAUUCAGAUUAUAGUGAAGGUGAUGAUGAAGACUUUGCUCUGGAAAAAAAGAAAGCCAAAGGAAAUAAAAAGAAAACCAAACAAAAGAUGCAAGCUGAAAGAGAGAAGACGACUCCCAAAUCCAAGAUUAAUACUACAGUAUCACCUAUAGUUUCUCCUUCACGGAUAAUGGAACAGAAAUCUGAACCAACAGAAAAGAUGAUGUUCAGUUCUUCAGAACCAGCUGGGAAGCCUUUGCAUACAUCAAGUCCUGUAACAGACAAGAAGCCUAAAUGGAUACCACCAGCUGCAUCAGGAAGCAGUAAUAACUCUAUGAAACAUGUUUCAGUUAAAUCACCUACUCACUGUCUUAGACUCGGCCUCUCCAGACUAGCAAGAGUCAAACCACUGCAUCCCAGUGCUACCAGCAGUUAA
Molecule: messenger RNA, 766 nt
Organism: Antrostomus carolinensis (chuck-will's-widow)
Lineage: Eukaryota; Metazoa; Chordata; Aves; Caprimulgiformes; Caprimulgidae
Gene: RAD51AP1
Product: RAD51 associated protein 1
Exons: 6
Biological process (GO): double-strand break repair via homologous recombination; interstrand cross-link repair
Molecular function (GO): double-stranded DNA binding; single-stranded DNA binding
Source: RefSeq, a predicted model, not a curated record